Messenger RNA from Periconia digitata, 7739 nucleotides. NCBI's taxonomy places the organism in Eukaryota, Fungi, Ascomycota, Dothideomycetes, Pleosporales, Periconiaceae. The record is from the annotation of a GenBank genome assembly.
CGUUUUAAGGCGUGUCCAAUGCGACGUCGUAGCAGGUGCUCCAUAUUCGACGCCCAGGCUCAGGGAGGGAAGGAUACGACCCAGGGAUUUGAUGCGUGUCAGAGAGCAGUCUGUAGUAUUAGUAGUGAUGGAAUUUCCUUGAUGCCAUUCUGAACACUUCCAUCACUCUCUUGCGAUUCCGAUCAAGCCAGUCAAUUCAGAAUUUACUUGGGAAUACUUUGUUACCGGAGCUCAUGUCUCAAAAAGAACCAUUAGCCGUCGUUGGCUACUCGUAUCGUGCCCCUGGUGUGGGUCGGAAAGGUCUCUUCGAAUUUCUGGAGCAGGGAAAGUGUGCCUGGUCCAAGGUGCCUGCUGAUCGCUUCAACCAUGAGGCUUAUUAUCACCCCGAAUCGAGCAAACCUGGCUUCAUUUCCUCCCAGGGCGGGCACUUUUUACCGGAUGACAUCUACGCCUUCGACCCAGCGUUCUUCAACAUCAAAGCAGACGAAGCCCGCGCACUCGAUCCUCAAAUCCGUCUCCUCCUUGAAUGUGCCUUUGAAGCCGCCGAAAAUGCUGGUAUCACACUCCGUGAACUCAUGGGCAAGAACAUCGGCGUUUUCGCAGCUAGUGACAAGUCCGAAUACUACAACACAGCGGCCCAGGAUUUACAUACUUCGUCCAUCUUCACCGCUACCGGUAUGAAUCCCAGCAUGUUCGCCAAUCGUGUCUCCUACUUCUUCGGCUUGACGGGUCCCAGUGUCUCGGUAGACGCUGCGUGUGCUUCUAGCUCUUAUUCAAUCCAUCUAGCGUGUCAAAGCUUACUUUCGGGAGAGUGCUCUGCUGCUUUUGUGGGAGGGGCAAAAACCCUGAAUGGACCAAACCAGUGGGUGGAACUCGAUACUAUGGGCACAUUAUCGCCAGAGGGCAAGUGUUAUUCGUACGAUGUCAAAGCGACUGGUUUUGGAAGAGGCGAAGGCGCCGGGUGUGUGGUCAUCAAGAAGUUGUCCGAUGCAAUAGCGUGUGGAGAUCCCAUUCGAGCCAUUAUCCGUAACACAGCAAGUAAUCACUCGGGACGCACUCAAGGAAUCUCCAUGCCAGGGCGUGGAGCCCAGGUUUCUCUUCUUAAAAAUUUACACGAAGAAGUCGGAUUGGACCCAAACGAAACAACGUAUGCGGAGGGGCAUGGCACGGGAACGCCGGUAGGCGAUCCUAUCGAGGCCAGUGCCAUAGCAGAGGUUGUGGGAAGUCGCCGCUCACCGCAGAAUCCGCUGUACCUUGGAUCAGUCAAGUCGAACCUUGGACAUAUUGAGAAUGCGAGUGGUUUCUUGUCCUUCAUCAAAUGUGUUAUGAUGCUGGAAAAUGAGAUUCUUCUACCAACUGCCAACUUCACGAGCAUCAACCCGGAAAUCCAAGGCGCCGAGAAAUUGAAGAUACUUCUCAAACCAAUGUCAUGGCCUUUUGGUGCUACCAAAAGGACUUGUAUGACGAACUUCGGUUUCGGAGGCAGUAAUGCGGCAGUACUCCUUGACGCGGCGCCUGAGGCUUCUCAUACGCGGAAUGCCAAGAAGGCCGGCAUUGCUCAUGACCAAGCUAUCGUGGAGGCUGAUAGCAAAGAGCUUUUACUUGUCUUCUCCGCCAAGUCUCCAAUCAGUCUCCAAACAUACAUCUCUUCUUUCCAGGCAUACUUGAAAACAGCUCCAUCGUCUGAUGUAUUUCUGAGGAACCUCACAUACACCCUCGGGCAGCGAAGAACCCACUUCCCUCACCGUAUUACUGUAUCUGCCACUUCGAUGAAUUCUUUACAGAAAGAACUCGUCAAUCUACCGUCAAACAUGAAGUCUGGGAUAACGAACAGCCUGAACUUGGCUUUCGUAUUUACAGGACAAGGAGCCCAAUAUUAUCAAAUGGCUACUGGACUCCAAGAAUACAGCACCUUUCAGCGAUCAUUGGCAGUGUCAGAGAAAAUCCUUUUGCAACUUGGUGCCACAUGGAGGUUAUCCGAAGAACUCGCAAAAGAAGAGCAGCAGUCUCGAGUCAACGACGCGGAAAUUUCUCAGCCGGCGUGUACAGCCGUACAAUUGGCACUGAUAGCUCUGCUUCAAUCGUGGGGGGUAGUCCCGCGAACUGUAAUGGGGCAUUCCAGCGGAGAGAUUGCAGCCGCAUAUGCAGCUGGCAUUAUAUCGUUCGAAGCCGCAGUCGCUAUCAGCUAUUUCAGAGGUCUAGUCGCUGGCAAGUUGAUUGCUGAUCCGACCGCGAAAGGGGCCAUGUUGGCCCUGGGAGCAAGCGCCGAGGAAGCGGAGAAGUUAUUCCCGACCCCAGAACAAGGUUAUGCAGUGGUAGCAGCGAUAAAUAGCUACGAAAGCGUCACUGUAUCUGGGGAUGAGUCUGCUAUCGCAUACAUCCAACAAAAAGCAGAAGACCGGGGCUUGUUCGCGAGGAAGUUGAAGGUUGGAGUGGCGUACCAUUCUCGACACAUGCAAAAAAUAGCUGAUAUGUAUCUAACAUACAUCGAGCCUUUCUGCUCGUCCCCUAGCCUCGCGGUUCCUGAGAAGAAGCCGCAAGCACCGCGGUUCGUUUCCACGGUUACCGGUCGUGUCGAAACGUCAAACACUGUAGAUUCUCGGUACUGGAUCAAAAAUCUACUACAACCUGUGCAAUAUCUCCAAGGACUGGAAACCAUGUUCGCAACUUGCGAGGACGCGCAGCUCAAGGUCGUAGCUCCGAAUGCGCUUAUCGAGAUCGGACCUCACUCCGCGCUUCAGAGUCCGACAAAGCAAGUCCUUGAACGAAUCGCCGCGUCAACCGACAGCAGGAGCUCUAAUAUUUCAGUAACAUGUCUUCCAUCUCUCUUGCGUGGUAAACGCGCCGCGUCGUCCCUGCUUGCCCUGGCAGGCAAGCUUUUUACCAUGGGAUUAACAAUCAAUCUGGAUGUAAUAAACCAAAAUUCAGAUUCUCAUGUAGCAGUCUUGCAUGAUCUGCCGUCUUACGAAUGGAACAAGACUGCGCGAUACCUCCACCAACCUCGGGUGGGAGCAGAACAGCUGUUUGGCGGGCAGAGAUUCAACAACUUGCUCGGGUGGAAAAACUCUCACAACGAAGGAGACGAAGAGUGCAGCUUCCGAAACGUAUUUACGUUAGACGACUUACCUUGGAUCCGGGAUCACGUCGUCAUGCAAGAAAUUUUGUUUCCCUUCACUGCGUUCGUUUCCUUGGCCAUUGAAGGUCUGAGAUCAUUGACAGCGGGCGAGCUGUCCAAAAUUAUAAUACGCGAGCUUCACGUCACUACUAGCUUGAGGAUUGAGGAGGAUCAGCGUGUGGACAUUACGACCAAAUUUCGCCGAGCAAAAACUGGCACCCAGACAACUUCCUCAACGCUCUGGUCGUUUGAGAUACUAUCCUGGUCUGAAGGUCACGGGUGGAAACAACACUCCUACGGUACGAUUGAAGAAGAUCAGAAUGGGGAUGCUGUUUUUGAUAGCCUUGCUGUCGAAGCUGCGUUGAAUGCAUGCAACGACCAAAGGCUCCAUCUGCUCAACGCACAACACGAAUACGAACUUCUGAAGGAGAACAAUGGCCUUUCCUACGGCCCGGCUUUCCAAAAUGCUAUAGACUUUUGGAGGGGACCCGAAUGCGUUGUUCACAACAUAGCCGUACGCGACUUGGGAAUAGAUAACAGUGAUUCCUCGGUCGCAGUGAACCCGCCCACCCUCGACGCUAUAUUCCAUUCCAUGAGCGCUAUCUCGGGUACUCACAGAUCUAAAGCCGUCAUUGUGCCCACAUUCUGUAUGCGAUGGCGAAUCUCGAAUACAAUGUCGCUGUCAGCCGGUCAUAAACUCUCUGUCGUAAGUAGACGAGUAAGCCAUGAUGAAAAGUCAGACAGCAUGGAGAUGGACUUUGUCGUCAUUGACAGCUGUUCCGGAGUAGCACCCAGGGUACUAGCUGAGAUCGGACCCGUAAGAUUCCAAUGCAUCACUCGCUCUGACAAAGAACAAAUGAGGCUCCCAAGCACAUUUUCCUUCAAGCAUGUACCGCACCUUGGACUGAUAGAUCAGCAUGCCCUUGUAGAAAUCAUAGAAGAAGAUAUUCCCGGGGAAUGGGAUUCUAAGAGCGAAAUGAGGCAACGCGAUGAGCAUAACGAGGUCGCUGUCUACUACUUGGCCAAAGCCAUGGAACAGGAAUACGACCUGUCAAAUGCCGAGUUCCCAAUUCCGCAGUUUGUUGAAUGGACGCGCAAUCUUUUGGCCAGCACCUCCAUCACGCCGCCUCAGGAUAUCGGUCCACUCAUCGAGCGUGUCUCCGCCUCCAAUGCGACUGGGGAGCUGCUGUGCGUAGUCGGUGCACUUAUUCCCGACAUCCUUCGCGGGAAGAGAAAAGUGUUGGAGAUUAUGCUGGAUGGUGGUCUGCUGUGGCGAACAUACCACGAAAAUUUCCUGGGUUUCCGUCCGAAUUCAGCCCUGGUGAGCUACAUGGGACGGUUAGCGGAAUACAAACCAGACCUCAACAUCUUGGAAGUCGGCGCCGGGACCGCGUCGGCCACACUUCCAGUGCUCGAGGCCAUUGAUGGUCGAGUGCGAGGCAGUGGUUCUCAGUUCACUUACACUUUUACCGAUAUCAGCGCCGGAUUUUUCGACAAAGCGCAACAACGACUGGCAAAAUGGGCAGAAAGGAUGAGAUACAAGAAACUUGACAUUAGUCAAGAUCCACUUGACCAGGGGUUCGAUGGCGGUGUGUAUGAUGUAAUUGUGGCUAGCAAUGUCCUUCACGCUACAGUUGACAUCGUCGCGACAUUGAACCACAUCAAUGCCCUACUAAAGCCAGGUGGUAAACUCGUGCUCCUUGAAGGCGUGCAGGAACCACAUGCGUCUCUUAUGCCGUUUGCUCUGAUCGAUGGAUGGUGGCUUUUUGAAGACAAAUAUCGCCACAAUGGUCCCUUGCUUACCACGGAGGCUUGGAACAAUGCGCUGAAAGACACUGGAUUCUCAGGUGUAGACGGAAGUGUAGAGGAUCAUCCAGGUCAUGCUAACCAGCUCUUCUCCGCGCUUUGGUCCACAUGCCUGGACAAGGGGACUUCUCAGAGGGCUGCCGACUCCCCGGCUGUCAUUUACUACCAUGGCGGGGAAAGCGAGGAAUUUGCCAAAGAUUUGCAGCGUCAAAUGAGCGGCGGGUCACUCCUCGCACAGUUUUCACAGCAUCGCGAGGUCCAUCCCGAUACGCUAUGCAUUAUGAUAGAUAGUCCAAAACGCAGCAUAUUCAAUGACCUGUCGUCGGAUCUGUAUCUCAAGAUGAAAGACAUCUUGCUGAACUCUUCCAACGUGCUCUGGGUUUUACCCACUCUUUCAACCCCCGAGGCUUCGAUGAUCAAAGGCUUGUUGCGCACACUCCGGCUCGAACGAUCUUCCAGCAACUUGGUUCUACUCGAGACUACACUAGAUAUGGAAAACACGCACGCUGCGGUGAAGCUCAUUGAACACAUGCAGCUCGACACAGACUCAACAUUGAAUACAGAGCAAGAGUAUUCCUUGAUCGGCAAGGUGCUGCAUGUCCCGCGGCUUGAGCGUGUCGAAGCUACAGAGUCAAUCUUUGCAAUCGAAGCAGGGCUCAUGCUCAAGCAAGAGCAAAAUCUCUGGCGUGAAGGCGAGGUUCUGGGGUUGACUAUGGACGUGGUGGGUAGCCCUGACUCGAUCCUCUUUGAGCACACCAACGUGGAUGGCGUGGCUCUAGGCGAAAGCGAGAUUCUGGUGGAGGUUGAAGCAGCUGGAAUCAACUUCAGAGAUCUUCUCACGGUCCUUGGAAAUCUGGAGUGGAAUCCACCAGGGCUGGAAGGUGCAGGAAGGGUUAUCGGCGUUGGGUCUCGCGUGACGGACUUGCAAAUCAACGAUCGGGUUUUCUAUGCUAUUGAGAAGGCUGGUUUCGCGACCCGUGUGCGAAUUCCUAGCGACUGCGCACACACGAUCCCCAACAGUCUAAGUAUGAUCGAGGCAGCGUCGAUGCCUAUUGCCUACAGCACAGCCGUUAUGGGUCUGUUUGACGUCGGCCGUCUCAAGCAAGGGGAAAGUGUUCUGAUUCAUUCCGCAUCCGGCGCUGUUGGACAGGCUUGCAUCCAGAUAGCGCAGUAUCUCGGGGCCGAGAUAUUUGCCACAGCAGGCACCCCUGAAAAGCGAGAAUUUCUUACGCACACGUACGGCAUUGCGACACACCGAAUAUUCUCCAGCCGCACGCCUAGUUUCAGAGACAAAAUCCUGAAGGCAACUGGAAAUCGUGGAGUAGAUGUUGUGGUCAAUUGUCUGAGUGGCGACCUGCUCCAACAAACAUGGGAAGUGGUAGCUGAGAACGGAAGGUUUCUUGAAAUCGGCAACAAGGACUUUAGAGAAAACACUUUCUUGCCCAUGAGAAACUUUGCGCCAAAUGUCACCUUCAGCGGUAUUGAUCUACGGAGGAUCUGUGCAAAAAAGCCAGCUCUGAUCAGGAAAUAUUUGUCCGCCAUCUCUCGAUUGAUUGAAGAAGGCAUGAUAACCCCUGUCCGCCCCAUCUCAACGAUCCACGCAUCGGAGAUCAAUAAAGGCUUGCGGAAACUACAAACGGGGCAAAAUAUAGGGAAGCUGGUCAUCACCUUGGGAAAGGACGAAAAAGUCACUGUUCAGUGCCCCUCGCCGCUGAAGACAAGUCUAUCGACGCCGAAACUAUUGCGUGCGGACGCCACAUACCUGAUUUCAGGCGGUACUGGCGGCAUUGGACGUGCGUUGGUUCCAUGGAUGAUUGCCAAGGGCGCAAGAAACAUCGUUAUGUUAGGUCGCAGUGCCGCGACCAACAAGAGGGUCAAGGCCGUGCUGAGCCAGUACGAGGGGACUGAGAUGUGCGUGAGGGCUAUUCCGUGCGAUGUUGGCCAUCGCUCUGACCUAAAACAUGCUCGUGAAUCUUUGAGGGGAUUGCCAAAAGUGCGUGGUAUCAUUCACGGAGCUAUCUGUUUGCGCGAUUCCGCUUUCGUCAACCUAAAAUACGAAGACUGGCAACUUACUUGCAAAUCCAAGCUCGACGGCGCGUGGAACCUACACGAGCUGUUUCCUGAUCUGGACUUCUUCGUUUCGUUCGGCGGUACGUCGGGUAUUAUUGGCAACAAAGGACAGUCCGUAUACACCGGCACUUCCACCUUUCUAGAGUCCUUCACAGACCACCGGCGCAAGCAAGGAUUGCACGCUGCGGUCAUUCAACUACCCCCCGUCAAGGGCAUCGGGCUUGUGGCAGAGGAAAAUAUGGGAGCCUCGUUGAAAAAGACCAUAGGCUGCAACCUCCGCGGAGAGGAACUUCUUACCGAAGUAGAGGCCGCCAUACUCGGACCGCGCUCUGGAUUCGGUGUAGAUGGGAAGAUCCUAGGAUGGUCAGUGGUAACUACUUCAGAGGCAGCCACCCUACCUUGGGAACAUUUCCAGCCAUUGGCUGUUAUGAGACGCGAACGUCAUGGAAAGGUUGAUGCGAGCGCUUCCCACGGCAAAGACGCCACAAAACAAGGCCAAUUGAAGACGGGGUCCGAUGAGCUGGUUAUGGAUGCUCUGUGUGACAAGAUUUCCGCUAUGACAACCAUUGACAAGGACGAAAUUUCGCCCUCGCGAGACUUGAAAGAUUACGGUCUUGACAGCCUUAUCUCCAUCGAGUUGCGCAAUUGGAUUCGGAGGAACUUUGAUCUUGAUGUCCACGUUGAUGAGAUCAAUAGGACGCAAAAUUUACAGGCACUUUUGCAGCACAUUCGUACUCAAACUAAGUAG